CCUCGUAACAAGUGUCACUAUAUUGCUCUUCCCACUCCAAAUCAAACCUCAGUCGAACGAAGAUUCUCCAUUAUCAUCAAUCUCUGUUCAUUCCAUCGCCAAGAAAUCAAGCACUCCGAAAAUGGACGCCAAGCCAACCGAGAUCAGCAGCUCGAAGAUGUUCGGAGGCUAUAAUCGAAGAUACCGCCAUUACAGCCCAACUCUUGGCUGCUCCAUGACCUUCUCCGUCUACUUCCCUCCUUCUCCGCUUCCGUCCCAAAAAUUUCCGGUACUGUACUGGCUCUCUGGCCUUACUUGUACGGAUGAGAAUUUUAUAAUUAAGGCAGGGGCUCAACGCACUGCUUCAAGUGAAGGUGUUGCUUUAAUUGCACCUGAUACAUCUCCAAGAGGCCUCAAUGUGGAAGGAGAGGCAGACAGUUGGGAUUUUGGUGUUGGUGCUGGAUUUUAUCUCAAUGCUACACAAGAGAAAUGGAAAAAUUGGCGUAUGUAUGAUUAUGUUGUCAAGGAGCUACCUAAACUUCUGAGUGAGAACUUUCCACAGCUUGAUACAUCACGGGCAUCUAUAUUUGGUCACUCUAUGGGUGGGCAUGGGGCUCUAACAAUUUACCUGAAAAACUUGGACAAGUAUAAGUCAGUAUCUGCCUUUUCACCCAUUGCCAAUCCUAUAAAUUGCCCCUGGGGCCAGAAGGCAUUCACAAACUAUCUAGGUAGCAACAAAGCUGACUGGGAGGAAUAUGAUGCUACUCAUCUAAUCUCAAAGUUUCACAAUGUAUCAGCUACCAUUCUAAUUGAUCAGGGGGAGGAUGAUGAAUUCUUACAUGGACAGUUGCUGCCACACAAGUUUGAAGAGGCAUGCAGGGCUGUGAAUGUUCCACUCCUCUUGAGGCUGCAAUCAGGUUACAAUCAUUCCUACUUUUUCAUUGCUUCCUUCGUUGAAGAUCACAUUCGUCACCACUCUCAAGCUCUUAGGCUUCCUUAAAACCUUGUGCUGCUUAUGAUCCAAUUGCUAUCCUUUGAGGAGUUGAGGCAUCGUGACUAGUAAUUUUGAUGAAGACGAAGUUAUUUUAAUUAUGUGUGCUGGAUAUCUGUAAUGUGAAUGUGAAAAAUUGCCCUUUGGUGCGUAUUUGAUCCCUUUGCUAGACUGGUUAUAAUAGAGGUCUAUUUUGCCUAAUAAUGUUGCUUUCUUUUGUCCUUUGAAUCAAAGUUAUGUGGUAAUAGUUGAGCUGA
Molecule: messenger RNA, 1227 nt
Organism: Cucurbita pepo subsp. pepo (vegetable marrow)
Lineage: Eukaryota; Viridiplantae; Streptophyta; Magnoliopsida; Cucurbitales; Cucurbitaceae
Gene: SFGH
Product: S-formylglutathione hydrolase
Biological process (GO): formaldehyde catabolic process
Cellular component (GO): cytosol
Molecular function (GO): S-formylglutathione hydrolase activity
Source: RefSeq, a predicted model, not a curated record